UGCUCAACGGCAUGAUUUGAUUGCUGCAAUUAGGACUCUUCUCGUAUUUAAAAGUUCUGUCCACGCACGGUGAAAUCUGGUCACGUUUUAACAGCUAGAUCACGAGUUAUUCGUGAAGAGAUCAUAACACCCUCCUCCCAGCCCAUAUUUUUUUUUGGACCCAAUCGAGUCGACGAAAGAAUCAGUUUCAUCUGCAAUAUGGUUCUAAAAUCGCCUUUUCCCAAUCUCGAUGCUCCCAGCAUCGAUAUAUGGAACUUCGUCUUCAAAAAUCCGCUUCUCAGCCCCCAAAAUCGAGUCCCGGAUGACAGAGUCGUCCUGCUCGACCCGAUAGGCAAGCGGGAACUCACGUUCGGGCAAGUUCGAGACCUAAGCCGAACUUUCGCCUACAACUUACAGACGAAGCUGUACUUGCGUAAAGGCGAAUGUCUCGGCGUCUUCUCCCCCAACUGCCUAGAAUACGUUGUCUCCGUCCUUGGCGGGCCCGCGAUGGGCGCAUACAUCUCACCUGCCAGUGUGGCUUUCAGCGUCGACGAAUUGGUCUAUCAGCUGAAGAACAGCGGCGCCAAAUGCCUCGUGACCCACGCAAAAGUGCUGGACACUGCCCUCAAAGCUGCCAAGGCAUGCAACCUGCCUACGAAAAACCUGAUUGUGAUUCAAGACCCGUCGACUUCUUCUCCCCGGCAGCAUGGCUGUACGGAAUUCGCAUCUUUGCUGACCACGACGGCCGGCGCCCAACUCGUUCAGCCGAAGUUCAACGUGAAGGCGGAUUUGCUGGUGCUUCCCUACUCCAGCGGCACGACGGGGCGGCCCAAAGGCGUGAGGCUCAGUCACCACAACGUGGUGUCGAAUCUCGUCUCGCUGGUCGGCUCGCAAAACAAGGGAGAGGUCGACGUUCCUCCGAGCGACGAGCGGAUGGUCGCCGUCCUUCCGUUUUCGCACAUAUACGGGCUGUCGGCGCUCGUCUACGCGGCCGUCCUGACCGGGAAGAUGAUCGUCGUCCUUGCCCAGUUCGACCUCGUCGCCUACCUCGAGCUCGUGCAAAGGUACAGGUGCAACAUCGGCUACGUGGUGCCGCCCAUCCUGACCGCUUUCGCCAAGCAUCCCAUCAUCGACAAGUACGACGUUUCCAGCCUGCGCGAAGUCGGUCUCAUGUGCGCCGCCGCUCCGUUGUCCGCUCAGCUGAUCGACGCCGUCUACAAAAGGCUGCGCAUCCCCGUCUUCCAGGCCUUCGGCAUGACCGAAGCUUCCCCACUCACUCACUUUCUGCCCCCGGAGAAGUGGCAGGAGGGCAAGGGCGGCGUCGGUCACGUCGCUCCUAAUGUCGAGUCUCGGAUCGUCGAUGAGCACGGCAAUGACGUUGCUCCGGGCGAGGUGGGCGAGAUCUGGGUGCGGGGUCCAAACAUCUUCCUUGGAUAUCACAACAACCCGGAAGCGACUGCGGACUGCAUGACCUCCGAUGGCUUCUACAAAACUGGUGAUAUUGGAAGGGUGGAGCCCUCGACGGGUAUAUUCUACAUCACGGACCGUCUGAAGGAGCUCAUAAAGUACAAGGGAUACCAAGUGCCUCCUGCCGAACUUGAAGGCGUUCUAUCGGGCAAUCCCAAGGUCGCAGAUGUCGCGGUUGUUGGCGUUUGGGACGAAUCCGAGCACACCGAGGUUCCACGGGCCUUCAUUGUAUUGCAGGGCGGAAACACACCUAGUAAAGAUCUGGAAUCGGAAAUCUGCAAUUGGCUUGAGAAACGGGUUGCCCACUACAAACGCCUCAGAGGUGGCAUCAAAUUCGUCACUGAGAUCCCCAAGAAUUCAAGUGGCAAAAUCAUGAGGAGGGUCUUAAGGCAGCAGAUCGCUGCCGAAGCACCAGAAAUCAAAGCAAAAAUGUGAAUGUCCGUUUUGAGCAUCGGGGAUUGCAGGUCUGGAUCGCAUCUGAAACACUUACGAGAAAUAAAUUGUGGGUAAGCUAAAGAAUUACAGUGGAAGAUGAAUUUGAUAGGAGCAUAUCCAAAAGUUUCGUGACCAUAAUUAUUAAUACCUACUGAUUGUAAAUACUAUCUUCUGUAACCGCAUCC
Verruconis gallopava is the source of this 2066-nucleotide messenger RNA. RefSeq lists its product as uncharacterized. Bases 199 to 1881 code for a protein of 560 amino acids. The transcript has 2 exons. NCBI's taxonomy places the organism in Eukaryota, Fungi, Ascomycota, Dothideomycetes, Venturiales, Sympoventuriaceae. The record is from RefSeq and is a predicted model, not a curated record. Gene Ontology annotation, biological process: secondary metabolic process. Gene Ontology annotation, molecular function: CoA-ligase activity.